Procambarus clarkii (red swamp crayfish) is the source of this 767-nucleotide messenger RNA. The record is from RefSeq and is a predicted model, not a curated record. NCBI's taxonomy places the organism in Eukaryota, Metazoa, Arthropoda, Malacostraca, Decapoda, Cambaridae.
GAUGACUACAUCAUAUAUGGUGUGAACUGAAGACGUGUGUGUGUGUGUGUGUGCUGCAGAUGCUGGAGCAGGAGGCAGCGCUGAGUGUGACGGUGGCGGACUUCGUGGAGGCGUGUCGAGUGACUGUGAACCUGCUGGCACGUCGCAGGACCGAGCUCCGGGACUCCCUCGGUCUCUUCAAGGGCGGCAUGGAUAAACUGCACGAGACGAGCGGUAACGUGGAGGAGCUGAAGGGGGAGCUGAGCGAGCUGGAGCCGGAGCUGAAGGCGACGCAGGAGGAGGGUCAGCGCCUCACUCACGCCCUCUCGCAGCAGCGGUCUCAGGUCUCCCACAUCAGAGACCAGAUGAUCACUCACGAGGAGAAAGUCAAGGAGAAGUGUGAGGCGGUGGCGGCACUGAAUGAGGAGAUCGUGCAGGAGGUGGGGGAGGCAGUGCCAGGCCUGGAGGCGGCGGAGAAGGCCAUCAGAGCCCUGGACAAAAAGGACCUGGUGGAGGUCCGGGUCCUCAACAAGCCGCCAGAUCUUGUCCUCGCCGUAAUGGAACCCAUCUGUCUCCUCCUCAAUGUCAAUGCCAUCAUGUCUACUUCUCGAGGGUUGUCAAGUAUUAAUUAUCUUGCCUUUAGAGAAUCUCUUCCCUGUACAACUGGAAAGAGACAAGCCCUGGAACUGAAAACCAGGGAAACCAGAUCAAACCAGAUCUCGGCCACCGACACAGAACCGGAGACCCACCAGAAGCUGCGUAAAGCUGCCACCGGACUCAACCCGUAA